CACUUCUUUCGAAGAUUUUUUCUAGAAGGACAGCGUUUCCUUGAUCAAUCCGAACUCAUUAAUUUUUUAGAGAUUUAUAGUACGGUAAUGUUUAAUUUGACGUUCAUGUUGCCAUGGCGUGCAAUCUAAUCAAAGCGAUUGCUGUAAAUUAGCGGUGAACCCCAACAAUUUGAAUUCUGUAUUGAACAUGUGUUUUGAUGAUCGAUCACGGAAUAACUCGUACCCAAAGAAGAGAACUAUGCUGUUCGUUUUCCUGAGACUGCACCAAUGACUUCAAAUGAAAGCGAUGAUGAAAAUCUGGCACUAAACUCUGAAAGUCAUGUUCAGUCUGGUUCAUCACAAGAUGGUGUUUUGCCAACCCCUUUGCAUGCUGCUGCUGUGAAUGGAAACAAGUCUCUUCUUCAAAGGCUACUGCAAGAAGAGGAAAGAAGUCUUAUCAAUAAUGGAGACCAGUUUGGCCGCACUCCGGAAAUGUGAAGUGUGUAAAACUACUGCUGUCUAAAGGAGCAAAUUGGAAAGUAAAAGACAACAAAGGAAGAACUCCACUCCAUUUUGCCACAAGCCAUCAAUCACCCAAGUGCUUAAGCAUCUUACUGAAACGAGUCCCUAAGGGCGAAGCAGAUGAACCAGAUAAUGAUGAGAUGACAUCUCUUCACUGGAGUGUGUCUUAUGGGAAUGCUGAGCAUGUCAAGCUAUUGCUAAAGGCAGGAUGCUCUGUGACGGUUACUGACUUGGAAAAGAGGACACCUCUUCACUGGGCAAUAACAAAUCCAGAUCCUGCUGUUGUGAAACUCAUUUUGGAAGCAAACUCGGAUAUCGUCAACCAUCAGGACAAUGAAGGAAGGACUGCUCUGCAUCUUGCUGUGGCAGAGCAGAAUGAGGCGGCUGUUAAGGUGUUGCUGGCUCUUGACAAGUGUAAAGUGUCGGCCCAAGACAACAUGAGCCGGUCACCUCUACACUGGGCAGCGGUGUUAGGCAACUCUCAGUUAGUGAAAAUGCUACUGGAGAGAAAUGCGGAUUUCACUGCUGCAGACAGCAAUGGGGCUACUGCUCUUCAUUACGUGGCUCAGAGCAAUUAUUGUGAAACUGUCAAAGUGUUCCUGUCUUUCGACAAAGUCAACGAUAUUCCUGAUAAUGAAGGAAGAACUGCUCUCAUGUGGGCUGCAGGGAAAGGAAGUGAGAGUGCGUUAAAGACAAUGUUAGAGCACAACUUAGACGUGCACGCCAAAGACAAAUUGGGAGGAACAGCGCUGCAUUCGGCUGCCUACUCUGGUCACGUGAACUGUGUCAAGCUGCUGAUCCAAUUUGGAGCCUGCGUUGAUGCACUGGACAUGCUUCAGCACACGCCCAUCUUUCGCGCAUGCGAGAUGGGACACACUGAAGUUGUCAACAAUUUGAUUCUGCUGGGUAAGAGAGCUACCAACCUUUUCGUAUUUUCUUCCAGGUUGACUCCUCUCGACUAUGCCAUUAUUGGUGACCACCAGGAUGUAGCGCAGUAUAUGAUCGAACAAGGAGCUUUGACUAUUAACGGAAUCCAGGACAUUGCUGCCACGACAGUUCAGAAGUGUUGGCGUGGUUACACAGUCCGCAAGGCAUUUCAAGACAAGAAGAAUUUGUUUUUGAGACACGAGCAGUUGAAAGGGCAGAAACGAGCAAGUGCUGCAAGGACUGGGGACAUAUUUGGUAACCAGUCUCCUUACAGCGUAUCCCCUGGUAGUGCAUCUCCAAGAGAUUUCACGAAAACUGACGCCUUUGACAAUGAACGACAUUUACAAGUUUUCACUGAAGACUUUCCUGAGGAAAAUAUGGAAGAAGCACUGCCGCCGUUUACUGAAGAAAGAAGACAUUCACAAAAUGAAAGUACCAGUAAAGAUAAACUAUUAACAGACAAUACUUGUCCACGAGAUUAUACAGAAAGACAUGUCACUAAUGUACUGCAAGAAGCAAAAGUGGAUGAAAGUUGGUCUUCCUCGGAAAGUCCAUCAUCAGGACGGAAAUCCGAAGACAGAUUUCAUUUUAAGAAUGAUGCCGAGAUGGUGAGAGUAGUUUCGUCGUUAUUGUUGGAAGAAGACUUCGAAUUAGACGAAGGAUUUUCGUUCGCAAAUGAGGGUGAAAAUACUGUGCGUAGAGUUAAUGUCACGAAAAAUGAUCCGCCUCGUUUGGCGCCUGCAAAAAAGUUACACAGCGGUAUUUCAAAAGCAGAGCUUGCGCGGAGGGAGCGCGAACGGCUUCAUUUAAUACGCUCGAAAGUGAACGCAGCGGUAUUGAUUCAACGUUGGUUUAGAAAAUGGAUCUCGAUGAGACGUGAACGUUUCGAACGCGAUGUGGUAUUAUCGGAGGUAAAAAAUGAACAGGAAGAACUCAACAAGGAAGUCGCCGCGCUUACAAUUCAACUGGCGUGGAGGAAACAUUAUAGACUCGAGUUUGAGAAAAUCUCCGCUGGAACUAAACAGCAGAAAUCGAAAAAACCGCCCUUUUUGAGUUCCGCUUCGUGUAAACAGAAACAAAAUGGAAUACACAUAUACGGGCGCCCUCUUCGAAAAGUUCCGUCCAUGAACGGCUUUAAUUCGCGCAACGCUUUCAAACGAAAGCCUGGGUCUACAAAACAUGAUCCUGCCUCUCCAGCCGCCAUGUCAUAUAACAUGGCGAUGGACUUAUAUCAUCCCUUGGGAUCGAGGCAAGGCAACAGUCGUGCUGCCAUAGUUACAUCUAGCACCAGAGUGAGGCCUGGGAGCAUGAAGAGAACUGUUAAUGGCUGGACUCAUAAUAUUGGGUUUUUAUCCAGAAUCAGUGGACACAAAACAGGAUCAAAGGAUCCCAAAACGUAGCAGAUGUUGCUUUCCUGAUCUUGGUAUUAUUUCAUGGAGGGGUGUUUAGUAAAAGCCGAUUACCGCUGGUUUACCGCCGCCCACAAGACCUCUUACCGCCGUCUGUUGAGCUUGCGAUCAGGCUCUCGUGUUUGGGUUUCACCUUAAGUCCCCUCUCUGGGGCAGCUGCCUAUUACAUAAUCGGCAGCCGCUCAUGGAAAACGUUAUAGGAACCCCCGUACUUUCCACUGGCUCCCUGUUAGUUUCUGCAUCUCUUCGCGUUUUAGUUUCUAAUGUAAAUCUUACCGAAGCUUCGUGAAUGCCUGGUAGAAGUGAGCAACAUCAUGUGAUUUUAGAAUUUUUUUCGCUGUGCAAAACUACUCACAGCUCGGAUAAAAUAAAAAAAUACCUGUCUAGUUAGGUUGAAAAACAAAAAGAGGUAAUGAUAAACAAUGAAGGAUGGCCAGGGAUGGUGGAAUGGAAGAUGCACGUGAAUCAGUGCCAAGAGAUGGAUAAAUCGUGCCAUAGCUCAUCGUUAAAGAACAUCACUGAGAUAUUACAUAUUAUUGAGUUGCAUGUAAUUACAACCAUAACUUAAAAUAUCCUUGCAUUUUUUAUGUUGGUAAACGAAUUAAAAACGAUAUAAAUAUUAUAUAAA
Pocillopora damicornis (cauliflower coral) is the source of this 3465-nucleotide messenger RNA. RefSeq lists its product as uncharacterized. Gene Ontology annotation, molecular function: protein binding. NCBI's taxonomy places the organism in Eukaryota, Metazoa, Cnidaria, Anthozoa, Scleractinia, Pocilloporidae. The record is from RefSeq and is a predicted model, not a curated record.